AUGACGAAAGAAGCACCGAUGUCGAAGAAACGCGAAACAAAAGCGACCGAGUGUGUGUUCACUGCUGAUAAAGACGACGGCAACAGCAGCAGCAGCAGCGGAAAUUCGCACAGUCGUAAAUGUGCGGCGGCUCAGUUCGACGACGGCGAGAAGAUUGAACUGACGCCUAUGUCACUGACGACGAGCCAUUCAGCGCACUUUGAACCGUCCACGUCUCGAAAUUCGCGCGCGCCCAUCUCGUCGACGCAUUCAUUGGCGACACUUAAUAAUAAUAAUUCGCAAUUGCCGCCAGCGCCACCGCCGCCAUCGGCAGCCAACCUCGAGCCGCUUCACGAGACGACGCCGUUGACCAACGGCGGCACCAAACUCAAGAAAGCGUCAGUACCAGUACCGGAUCCAACCCGACGAUUGCGGCAUCCGCCGACAUAUUCAUAUCCGGUUAGUUUCGUGUACAAAACAUUGUUUUAG
This is a messenger RNA of Caenorhabditis bovis, 468 nucleotides long. NCBI's taxonomy places the organism in Eukaryota, Metazoa, Nematoda, Chromadorea, Rhabditida, Rhabditidae. The record is from the annotation of a GenBank genome assembly.